Messenger RNA from Sus scrofa (pig), 2843 nucleotides. It is a transcript of the gene CDHR4, whose product is annotated as cadherin related family member 4. Gene Ontology annotation, molecular function: beta-catenin binding; calcium ion binding; cadherin binding. The record is from RefSeq and is a predicted model, not a curated record. Lineage: Eukaryota; Metazoa; Chordata; Mammalia; Artiodactyla; Suidae. Gene Ontology annotation, cellular component: catenin complex; plasma membrane; cell-cell junction. Gene Ontology annotation, biological process: multicellular organism development; cell migration; homophilic cell-cell adhesion.
GCUAGAGUUCAGACGCUAUGGGGUAGCAGGUCCUGGGCCCAGUUUUCCUGGGUCCUGUGCUUACUCUGUCUCCAAGAACUGUGUGACCAAGACUUCCUUGAGCCUCAGUUUCCCCAUCUGAAACUUGAUUCUUCUCUCACGUCUGUUUCAAAAUUGUAGUAAUAAAUUGGGGAAUUCAUUGGGAGCAGUGAAAAAAAUGGGUAUUUCCAGACCUCUUGAUGCCUGUAGAGUCUAGAACUCAGUCACCAGGGAUGGGUGGGGCUAGAAUCUUGGAGGCCCAGGAGUACCGCCUGCUCAGCUGUGUUUGAGCAACUGACCUGGCAACGGGGCAGGCCUGAAAAACACGUCUGUCUUUCUGGAGUCUCCUCUGCUGUCUGUAUCUUCAGGCCGCUAUGGUGCUGCUCAGGUCCCUGGUGCUUCUUCUUGCUCUGGUUGUCUCUGAUCAUCACUGCCUGCCCUGGUUCAUAAAUGUCUCUGAGAGCCAGGGACCUGGCACCAUCCUUCACUCUUUCUCCUUCAACUGCUCUUUACACACACCCACCCUGGAGUUGCUCCAUGUGAAGCCACCCACCACCUUCUUCAACCCACCCAGCCUCACCAGGUGGCAGGGGAUCUAUGUGGGCAAGAUGACCUUGAGCAGCAUGGCCCGGCUGGAUGCCCUGACAGUGAACCACUAUGAGCUGCAGCUGAAGUUCACAUGUGGCAAACAUGUGAUGGAAGGACCACUCUUUGUGGAUAUUCAGCGGGACCCUGGCCACAUCCAGUGUGCUGGUCGAUUUGCCAGCCCAGCUGGGGAAAUCAUUCAGGUGCCAGAAACAGUUACACCUGGGGCCCUGCUGUACACUCUGCUGCUCCCAGGCCUGGAAUUCCAGGGAGCCCAGAUGAGCAUCACCAGUGCCCAGGACCCUCCAUACUUUCCUGGACCUUUCUCCAUUGAUGGGCAGGGUUGGCUGCGGUCACCAUCCCAGGGCCUCAGAGGCCAGGCUUUAAAGGUCUUCCAGCUUCAGAUUCUGGUGACCUUUGGACAAGGCCAAAGCUGCCAUGGGAUGCUGACUGUGAAAGUUUUGCCUGUUGCCUCCAGCCAGGUCUCUUUCCUGAAGCAAGCCCAGAAUAUCACCAUUCCUGAGAACCUGAUCCCUGGGAGUAAGGUGGUUCAGCUCCAGGCCCAGGGCUUUGAUGUGCGAUAUGAAAUCCUCUCUCCAGUGCCCUGCGGGCUCUUUUCCAUCGGUCGCGUUGAUGGCGUGGUCCGGACUACCACGCCCCUGGAGCUGGCGCAAGCCCCAGGCGCCGGUGUCACUAGGCUGCAGGUGAAGGCCUUUGAAUGGUUCCAGACGUGGGCCAGCGCCGAGCUUGAUCUCUGGGUGUACGUGCAUUCGGUCAACCGCUGGCCCCCACGCUGCCUCCCAGCGCUGCUGGUGACUGAAAUCCCUGAGACCACACCUGUGGGCACGGUGCUAAAUACCUUCACUUGCACUGACCCGGACUCUCCUGGCUCCACCCUGGACUACCAGCUGCUGUUCCACAGCCCCCCUGGCACAGCCAGUCUCCACCUUCAAGACAGAGCCCUCAAGGUGAAUGCCACACUGGACUGUGACACUCCUGGUACCUGCUUUCAGCAUGCAGCUUCCAUCCUGGUUCUUGAUAAUGGUCAGCCUCUGAUGACCACUGAGGUGCCAGUACUGGUGACGGUAACACCUGUCAAUGAGUUCUCCCCAGCCUGUGUCCCACGCACAUUCCGGGUUCGUGAGGAUGCAGGGCCCUACACGCUGCUGGGCUCUGUCGUGGGCACGGACAUGGAUUACCCACACAACAGCAUCGAGUACUACAUCUCUGGCUGGUCCGCCACCUUUGCUGUGGACCGUCUCAGUGGGGAGGUUCGCCUCCUGGGGCCUUUGGAUUAUGAGCUGCAGAAGUUGUACAGGCUCACUGUCCUGCUGACUGACCAUAGCCAAGAUCAGGACCCCACCUGCAACCACUCAGGCUCCUGCACCAUUACCAUUGAAGUUGAGGACGUGAAUGACCACACCCCCGAGUGUGAGCCCCCAUUUCAGGAACUCACCAUCCACCCCCACCCGGGCCGUAGCAUGGAGGUGACCAAGGUGUCAUGUCGAGUCCCCCAAGAGCCACAGCGCUUGGCUUUCUCCUAUAGCAUCGUGGGAGGGAAUAGUCAGAGCAGAUUCAGCCUGCAAGGAGCCAUCCUGGUGCACAGUGACCUCAUGUUGGCGGCCCCCUGGCCAGAGCAACCUCGUACUUAUGAGCUCUUGAUCCGUGUGGCUGAUGCGGGUCCCUCCAUUCCCCACCUCAGCACCACAGCCACUGUCAUUGUGCACCUAGUUCCCUGGAGGGGCAGCACGGUGGCCACCAUCACCCACGGAACCACAGUGCCUUCAACGAUGACACCCCUGCUUGUGACAGAUACAGAGGCUUUCUGGCAGCCAGAGCCCUGGUUUGUGGUGGUGUUGACAGUGACCGGUACUCUUCUCCUCUUGGCUCUGGGCUGGCUCAUCAGCAGGCUCCUCCAGGGGUUGGCCCAGGUGCUACAGACACCAAGCAAACCAACCCAGGCUUUGAUGCUAAACAGUAUCCAGGAACCCGAGGGGUCCAUUGAGGGGUUCAUGGAGGCACCGAGGAUGGAAACACCCCAGGCACUCGGCAGUGUCAUGAGCCUGCAUUUUGAUGGCAGAGCACAGGACUCCCGUACAGGCAGAGAUUAUCUGUUCAACACGCACACGGGAGCCCGGCGCUGGCUCUGAGGCCAAGAAGCUGCUUCACAUUUGUGGAAUUUUUUCUUCACAUGAUCAUGUGUUUUCAAACUGAUUCAAUAAUAAACAAAAUUACAAACA